GAGUUUGUUUGUAACCACGUCUGUAACAAAACAAAAACCAAACAAAUAGGCAAUACAAAUAUAUAGCUAGAUUUCUGCAACGAAAUAUUAUGAUAGAACUUGAUUUAAUUGAAAUGAUUUUUGCAUGAAAUCAAAUUAUUUAUGCUUUAUUAAAGAUUUUUCAUUCAGUGAUUAAAAUCAGUGUUCUCAACUGAGAGUUACUUUGAAGACAAUGACUAAGCUUACUGAACACACGGUGCUUGCAAGAACUAGGGCUCAGGAUCUUAGGAGUGUUAGAAAAUUAAAUGCAUGGGGCAGUGAGCUGACUGAUGUCAGCAUUGUGAAAAAACUUCCAAAUGUAGAAGUUUUGUCUUUAAGUGUUAACUCUAUAUCAAGUUUGGAAGAUUUUUCACACUGCGAUAAUUUGCAAGAACUGUAUAUACGAAAGAAUAACAUAGCUGAAUUAAGUGAGAUUCGACAUCUGAGAGAUUUACCAAAAUUAAGAAAUUUAUGGCUUGCUGAUAAUCCAUGUGCGGAAUGUUCUGACUAUAGACUAACUGUAAUUCGAGCCUUGCCACAACUACAGAAACUUGACAAUAUGCCAAUUCGUCCUGAUGAAAAAGAAUCAGCUGAGAAACAUGGUUCCCCUCUUGAGAUGUUUCUUCCUAGGGAUGAAAGUGAAGAUGAACAAUAUGUGACAAGUCCUGUUAUUCAGCAACAAAUUCCUAUUCAAAAUUCUUCCAGCUUUGAAGAAAUUUCACAAGUAACUCACACGGAAAGCUUCUCUGUUGAAAAUACUGCUUUUUCUCCUGUUUCCAAUAAUGGAACGGAGUCCUUUCAAAUUGUGAGGAAUAAUGUCAAGCAGUCUGAAUUUGUUAACCAUUCUUCUCAAGCAUCAUAUCAAGAAAAAUAUCCUCAAGAAUUUUCUUACCAGGAGAGAGAUGAAAGACUGAUGCAAAACAACUCAUAUUCUGCCGAAAAUAGCCCAGUUAAUUCUAAUGCACAACCUAGUGGCCAUUUCCAAGAAAGUUUUGACAGAGAUUACAAUGAUAUGGAUCCGACUCCAGAUACACCAUCAGGAUCAUCUUCAAGAGAACAUUUUUCUCCUAAAUGUGGAUUCCCACCUCCUUAUGUCCAGCGUUUGCCUAUGCAGCGAUGUGAGAGACCAACACAAAUCCGCAUGUUGCCUAAAGGUGGAAAAAGCAGAGCAGCAAACAUUUUGUCAGCUGUUCUAUGUUUGAUUAAAGAAUUAGAUUGGGCUAGCUUAGAGGUUGUAGAUACUGCAAUUCAUUGCCAAAUGGAAGAAUAUGAAGAGCAAAAUUCAUCCUAAUUACUGUGCUUAUAAUAUUGCCUCUUUUUUUUAAAAUUCCGUUUAUCCAAUUUUGUUUUUAGCAAGACAAUAUAAAGAAUUUAUGUGCCACUGAUGCUACUUAAUUAUGUACUGCUUACAGUUUGAAUCUCUCGAAUUCAUGAUCUAAUUCGCAACUGAUUAUAAUCUAUUGUAUAAAAACUGGUUCAUCCAGUUAAGUAUGUAAGAAUCAUUCUAAAAUAUAAAAUUUGUGUUUCAUUGAAGUUUUAUGGUAGAAAAUGUAUUGCAAGGUUUCUUUACUUAUUUUCAAGCUUAAUUCCCCCCCCCCCACUUUUGAGUAAAAAGCGAUAGCCCAUAUUUUUGAAGUGACCUAUUUUUUAAGGUAUGGGUUAUUACUUUUUAGCUCUGAAGUAGUCAAUUUCCUCCCAAAUAAUAGAAAAAUAACCUGCGUUAUAAAAAUAAUGUUGCAACAGAACUAUCAAUUGCAUUGAGGGAACAUCCAAAAAUGAUGUUACACUUGGAGGAGAGGGCUUUGUGAAAUUGUGACAAAGGGGAAGGAGACUGUAAAAAGAAGUAUGACAGUAUAUAUAAUAAUAAGAACAUUUGAAACCAUUGAACAAUAAAAAUAAGAACAUUUGAAACCAGGAGAUCGAAUAUUUUUAUAUUACUUCAAAAUGCAGGAGAGGGUCAAAAAUAUUGAAAAAAGUGCGACAUCAUUUAUGAAUGGCCCCUUAUAUUUGCAUUUAAAAAAUAAAUAGACAGUUUUUUUAAAAUAACACUAUAUUAAUGUGUAAUUUACUUUUUUGUUUUAGUCUGAUAUUUUUAUGUAUAUAGAUAUACCACAAAACAAUCAUAAAAAAUGAAACUGUAAGUAAAUAAGUAUACUUUAUAAUCUGCUGAGGUGUGUGGUUUAAAGAGACUGUGAACUACAUACUUUUGUUUAUUAAUUUUGUGUCAUAUGCUUCAUUUUUAAUGUAUUGUACUUUGUUAUAAGAAAUUUAUAUUUCCUUUAACAAAACCAUGUUUACACACACUCUCGUCUUGCAGGUAGGAAGUGCUCGUUGUACUUCUAUAACCUUUAACUGUUAAUAAAUGUUAAAAACCAACAUAAAUUUAUUGACAUAAACAUAAUGCAAGAAAAAUCCAUUUAUAGUGGUUAUUGAACACAUCAUUAUUAAAGAAGUAAAUGAAAUUAAUUUCAUUAUGGUUUUGAAUUUGUAACUGUUAUGCAUUUAAAUGUAAUGUUUGUUUGUGAUGAAUCUCUAAUAUUUUCUUUGUAUGUGGGCAAGUUUUAUAAAACAACUAUUUUUAAGUUCUUAUUAUUUUUGCUUCAAAUUUUUCCAAUAUAUUAUUUAAUUUGUGAUUGAUGCAAACAAUGCAAAAAAAUUUUUUUUUAUUAAAACUAAUUUUCAUAACCUAUUCAUAUAUAUAUUAUAAAAAAUCCUCAAUAAUACUCUUGUAUCUGCCUCUAAAUUACUGAGAGAAUCUUGAGAAUGAAUGGUUAACUCAUAGUAAAUGAUAACAUAAUGCCUUAAAUUAGAGCAAACAUCCGAUGUGUCUUAGCCAUUAUUAUAUUAGCGAAGCAAUGUGUGAACAGCACCAUUGUUCUAGAAAGUUUUAUUAAUUACAUAUCAUUCUAAUUUUUAUUCAAUAUUAUAAAAUGUUUCCAAAACUGAAAAUUUUGAUCUUGAUUUCUGAAAGAAAAAUUUUAAUCAAUCAAUAAAAAAAAAUGAAUCAGUUGCUAUCUUUUGAAUGUUAUCUAUUCAGACUAUUUAAUUAAUUCUGUAUGGCAGUUUUGAAUUCUUUUUUACUCCAGAUCAGUCUAAAUAAUUUAAAAGAAACAAAAUAUGUAAAAAAUAGUUAUAAAUGCAACUGAAAAAUAUUGUAAAAUUGGCAAUUAUGUGGCAUGCCAAAAAAUUUAGGAAUAAGAAUUCUGCAUUUACUGUGUAUAAAAACAUUAGGUACUGGUUAACCUGGUUAUCACUAAUUGUCUUUAGCUUAAGACUUAACCAUUCAUACUGCUAUAUGAUUUCAUUAUUUUGUCUGAAUAAAAUAAUAUUUAUGUGAUAUGAAAUAUGAUCAAUAUUUAUUAAAUAUUAUUAAUUAAAAAUUUGAAUUUUAAAUAAGUGCAUAAAAUUUGAUGUUAUAAAAAAUAAAUGCAUUUUUAUUCUAUUUUCUCUUUUAAUAUAAAUAAUUUUGUUUUUAUACUCAUGACUUGGUUUUCAAUUUAAUUCUACUUAAUUAAUUAUUAACUUUUAUUUCUUUGAUUUAUAAAUAUGUUUUAGAUUCUAACCUCUUCUAAUGACGAUUUUUCUGACUCAUUACCUGGUGAUAUUUUUGUGAUGUAUAAUUUUUAUUAAUAAUUUAUGUAUGAAUAAACCUUUAUUUACUAUCAA
Molecule: messenger RNA, 3684 nt
Organism: Parasteatoda tepidariorum (common house spider)
Lineage: Eukaryota; Metazoa; Arthropoda; Arachnida; Araneae; Theridiidae
Molecular function (GO): protein binding
Source: RefSeq, a predicted model, not a curated record